AUGUCUCUCUCUCAACACAUCCCCACAGAGUCUUCCGAGAAGGUAGACGAGUAUGGGACUCACGAGAAACAACUCACUCAUGAGGUCUUAGAGGUAGACGAUUGGACUGCAGAAGAUGAAGUUUUGGCAAAGAGAGGUCUCAGACGUGUGGAUCUGUCAGUGAUCGUCACCUUCGCUGUGAAUCGGUCCAACAUCGGUAACGCCAACUUGACCGGUUUCAGCACCGACCUCGGUCUCGUGGGCAACCAAUAUGGUGCUGCGGUCUCUGUGGUCUACUCGACUUAUGUCUUCUUCGAACCAACUGCUUCCGUCCUGGUCAAGAUUGUCACGCCGAAGGUCAUGAUCACCUUCUGCACUCUAGCUUGGGCUGUUAUCACUAUCGGAAGUGCGUUUAUCAAAAACUACGAUCAGCUAUUGGCAGUUCGUAUUCUUCUGGGGAUCUUUGAGGCGGGGAUGAUUCCGACGAUCAAUCUGUUCUUAUCUAUGACCUAUAACAGAGACGAAUACGUCACUCGGCAGAUUUUUAUCUACUUUGCCAACUGUAUGUCAGGAGCAUUCGGUGGUCUACUAGCGUACGGACUCAGUCAGAUUCACGCCAGUGGGUUGCAUGGCUGGCAAUGGAUGUAUCUAGUUGAAGGUCUUAUCUCAAUCUGCCUCGUCCCCCUCGCUUGGUUCAUGAUCCCCAAUGAGGCUACCCAAUGUCGGUUCCUCAAACCAGCGGAAAGAGCAGCGAUGGAAAAACGAAGAAUUCGUAAUAGACGAAUUUACGAUGAGAGGGAUAAGUUCACCUGGGGAGCGCUCUUAGCCGCCGUCAAAGAUUUCCGAGUUUAUUUCAUGUGUAUUUCUCAAUUCGGUAUGCUCUGUACCGUAUACAGUUUAACUACUUUUAUGCCAUCCAUCGUGGCGGGUUUAGGGUUCACGACCCGUGUUCAAGCUCAACUCCUAACUGUUCCAGUCUAUGUCAUUGCCGCUGUCGGUUUCGCCAUCGCUGGAUUCUUUUCUGAUCGAUACAAGAUCCGAAGUCCCUUCAUCCUCGCUAGUAACAUUUGUAACUUGAUCGGAUUCAUCAUGCUUGCUGCUUCGGAUAGAGUAGGGGUUCGUUACGCGGGUUGUUUCAUCGGUUGUAUAGGUCUCUAUGCCGGAGGGACUCUCAACAACAUGUGGUGUGCGGACAACUUUGGUCCUCAUUACAAACGUGCUUUGUCAAUGGGUAUGAUGCAAUUUAUCGGAAAUACUGCCGGUGCUAUCAUCGGUUUCAUAUUUACAACUCAAACCGCCCCACGUUAUCUUAAAGGUCUUCAUUUCGACGUCGGAAUGACAUGCGUUUCUUUCCUUUGCACAUGUACCAAUGCUCUUUAUGCUCGUCAUAUGAACAAAAAGAAACGUGAAAUGAUAGCUGCUGGAGCACCGGAUGAUCCUUCUUUAGGAGACAAGAAUCCUCAUUAUCUUUGGUUCAUGUGA
This is a messenger RNA of Tremella mesenterica DSM 1558, 1461 nucleotides long. RefSeq lists its product as uncharacterized. Gene Ontology annotation, molecular function: transmembrane transporter activity. The record is from RefSeq and is a predicted model, not a curated record. Gene Ontology annotation, biological process: transmembrane transport. Bases 1 to 1461 code for a protein of 486 amino acids. NCBI's taxonomy places the organism in Eukaryota, Fungi, Basidiomycota, Tremellomycetes, Tremellales, Tremellaceae. Gene Ontology annotation, cellular component: membrane. The transcript has 12 exons.